This is a messenger RNA of Alligator sinensis (Chinese alligator), 1697 nucleotides long. Its product is annotated as zinc finger protein 551-like. Bases 147 to 920 code for a protein of 257 amino acids. Gene Ontology annotation, molecular function: RNA polymerase II cis-regulatory region sequence-specific DNA binding; DNA-binding transcription factor activity, RNA polymerase II-specific. The transcript has 4 exons. NCBI's taxonomy places the organism in Eukaryota, Metazoa, Chordata, Crocodylia, Alligatoridae. Gene Ontology annotation, biological process: regulation of transcription by RNA polymerase II. The record is from RefSeq and is a predicted model, not a curated record.
AUGAGCCUCAGUUUUCUGGCAGGAGGGCUGCUUUAUCUGGCUGGAGGUGGCCACAGAAAGAAAGGAGGGAAUGAGAGUUUGCUUGACACACUUUGAAUGGGCCAGUUACCUGCUGAAUUUCUAAGGGGCGGAAGAGGCUGGCGGAAAUGUGUAUCGGAGGUGCCUGUUUCCUGAGCAAAGAUGAGGAGCAGCCUCUUGCGGAAGGGCCUGCAGACCUGGAACCGCCACGGAUGUCCCCAGGGCGUUUGGAUGAGAUGGACUCCCUGAGACCUGAGAAGGAGCAAUGGCACAAGAGUCAGCAUUGGUGCAUCCGCCUGAGGAGGGAGACACAUCACUGCACUGGGUUCAGGAAGAAGUUCACGUGCUGGCCAGACCAGUCCCAGCAGCAGUGUGUGCAGACAGGGACGCAGCCACAGCAUGGCACCAACUUUGGGAAGAGCUUAAGGCAGCCCUCCAACCUGGCCAAGCACUGGUGCGUGCACGCAAGGGACAAGCCACAUCAGUGCUCAGAGUGUGAGAAGAGCUUUAGAGAGGUCUGCAACUUCACCAGACCCCAGUUUAUCCAUACGGGAGUGAAGCUGCAUCAGUGCUCAGAGUGUGGGAAGACCUUCAACCAAUCCUCCAAACUGACUCAGCACCAGCUUAUUCACAGAGGGGUCCAGAGAAGUGAGGAGGUGCAUCGGGGAAAACCGCCCGAGUGGUUUGUCAGCCGUGCCUAUCUCCAGCUGGAGCCGGGUGACGUCAUGAAGAGAAGUCACCUGGCGAAGUUAAAAACCAGCCCCAGGAGCACAGGUGGGGGCGCGCUGAGUGCAGGAGGAGCGGCAGGGAACCGCCGAGUGGAGCACGUCCAUCUGCCGUGGCCAGCAUCGUUGCCGGCAGUGGAAGGUGCUGAGGAUCUCCGUGCUGGGGAAGACUGGUGAAGAUCAAAGGGGCCGGCAGCUGCAGGGGACAUGCUGGCUUAGGGGCAUUAGGAGCGAAGGGGGCACAGGACUCUCUCCGCGGUUGCCCCUCUUCACUUUGCUUUUCUUUUUUGUCUGGCACAAGGUUUUGGGUUCAGGACCUAGCUUUAUUCAGUACAUCACCCACACAUGAACAGCCAAGUCCAGAGAACUGGCCAGGUGUAGGCAUCCUUGAAACAUUGUUCAAUAUAUAUAUACUACUCACACAAAAGCAUUGGCUGAAGUCGACCUGAUUAGCAUGACCUUUCUGCUCCCAGUUUGAGGCUCCGUGGCCUGGUCAAGGUGUAGGAAGAGUAUUCCUGGGGACUCCUGCCCAGCUCCCCGCUGCCUCUGACCAAGUAAGAGAAAGUGCAGUGACGUCAGUCAGUAACAUGUCUUGUGAUGUCUCGCACACGUGCACCCAUGGGGUGUGCAGGGCCAGCAAUGCAGAGUGUAGCUCCCUGGUGACACGUGCUGCAGCACAGCCACCCUUGAGACCUGCACAGCCCCCAGGGCAGCUGGCACAUGGUAGAGGGAUCCCAACCCCAGUACUGCUCACUGCAAAACCUAAUGUGCUUUAGGUUAACAUGGUUUAAAUUUAAUACAAGUGCCACGGCUCCAUGAGAGUUUCAUACUUUGCUGUAAUUUUGUGGAGUAGGUGGCAGGGGGAGCCAGACACGACAUCAUCUAAUGACUGUUGGGAGUGAGUGUGAGAGUCAGGGAAUGGUGCAGUCUCAUUUGUUGUAAAUACAAAAAUAA